Molecule: messenger RNA, 1143 nt
Organism: Desarmillaria tabescens
Lineage: Eukaryota; Fungi; Basidiomycota; Agaricomycetes; Agaricales; Physalacriaceae
Product: arginase deacetylase
Exons: 9
Coding region: 1-1143 (380 amino acids)
Molecular function (GO): metal ion binding; agmatinase activity
Source: RefSeq, a predicted model, not a curated record
AUGAUCCCUUUUCUCCUCCUUCCCCUCCUCGCACAGGCUCAAUCCCAGCUCCCGCUCAAGCUAGACGAACCCUGGUCCUUGAAGUAUGGCGCCCAAAAAGACAUGGGAUUCUCUGGAAUCACCAGCUACGCCCACCUGCCCUACUACAAAUGCCUCGAAGAUGCAUCGCACUCCUUCGAUAUCGCUAUCCUUGGUAUGCCAUUCGAUACCACGACGUCGUACCGUCCUGGUGCGCGUUUCGGGCCAUAUGCAAUCCGGAGUGGGAGCAGGAGACAGUUGAUCGGGGACUACUCAUGGGAUCUGUCUUGGGAGACUAAUCCAGGAAGACUGGGCUCAGAGAUAAUCGAUUGUGGAGAUGUCCCGGUGACGCCAGUGGAUAACGCAAAAGCUAUCGACCAAAUGGAAGUCGCGUACACGACCUUACUGAACAGGCAUGGAGUCGGGGCUACUAGGACAUCGGGGCUGGCGAAAGACGGCUUGGAACAUCCACGUAUCGUAACGCUAGGCGGCGACCAUACGAUUGUCCUUCCCAUCUUACGCGCUCUGUACAAAAUAUACGGCCCCAUCUCCGUCAUCCACUUCGACUCCCACAUGGACACUGGUACCGUCGAAGGGCGGACUGACCAAGAGCGUAUCACCCACGGAUCGUACUUCACCAUCGCUUAUGAAGAGCAUCUGAUGACCAACACGAGUAUACAUGGAGGUAUCAGAAGCAAGAUGCGCGGCCCAACACAAGUCACCCAUGAUGAGAGUGUGGGCUUCCAGGUAAUCAGCGCGGAAGAUAUCGAUGAUUAUGGGAUCAAGAACGUAAUUAAGGCGAUCCGAAAGCGCGUUGGUGAUGGUCCAGUAUACUUGAGUCUCGACAUCGACGUUAUAGAUCCCGGAUUGGCUCCAGCCACCGGAACACCGGAAGCCGGCGGAUGGACCACACGCGAGAUGAAGCGGAUUAUCCGCGGCUUGGCAGGGCUCAACUUUGUUGGCGCUGACAUCGUCGAAGUUGCGCCAGCUUACGACCACGCGGAUAUCACUGGUAUCGCAGCCGCCGAUCUAGUGCAUGAUUUUCUGGUGGCCAUGCAGAUUGAUGAACCACCAAAAGCUGGACAUAAGGGGUCUCCAUGGGCGGUCGAGGAUCUUCUGCAUUAG